AUGAGAAAAGAGAUGGAAAACAAGCUUGAAGCAAAAGACAAAAGCAUUCAGAAAAGAAUACCACGUUCGGUACCAAAAGGAAAGGAAAAGAACUAUAAGUAUAUGAUUUAUACUGAAGAGAUGGAAAAUGAAGAAGAUAAAGAUAUGGUUAUGUUGCAUUUAGUCAGAAGAAACAACAAAAGCUUUUACGACUUAGCUAAGAUUUACAAAUCUGACAAAAAUUGGUUCUAUCGCGAAAACUUACCGAUUUCAAUGACACCGAAUGAAGAUGUGAAACAAAUAGUUCAAGAUACGUUACCUCAAACACACUAUGAUAUGAAAGGUUGUACAAUACUUACAUUCAAAGAAGACUUACCGCUACUGAAAGAAAAAAUAACAGAGUAUUUUGACAACUUCAAACAAGCAGAGUAA
Trichomonas vaginalis G3 is the source of this 411-nucleotide messenger RNA. RefSeq lists its product as uncharacterized. Bases 1 to 411 code for a protein of 136 amino acids. Lineage: Eukaryota; Parabasalia; Trichomonadida; Trichomonadidae. The record is from RefSeq and is a predicted model, not a curated record. The transcript has a single exon.